Molecule: messenger RNA, 2397 nt
Organism: Dacryopinax primogenitus
Lineage: Eukaryota; Fungi; Basidiomycota; Dacrymycetes; Dacrymycetales; Dacrymycetaceae
Exons: 12
Coding region: 1-2367 (788 amino acids)
Biological process (GO): DNA replication initiation; mitotic DNA replication checkpoint signaling; mitotic G2 DNA damage checkpoint signaling
Source: RefSeq, a predicted model, not a curated record
AUGCGCCGUGGUCACGGUUCUACUAAAGUGCCAAAUGUCAAACUUCGACCCCCACCACCAAAGGAGAAAGCAAAGAGGCGGAUCAUCGAAGAAGAUGUCAAUCCUGUAGAUCUCGAUGACGUGCCUGCGCGCCCGUCUUUCCGAAGAGACUAUUCUAGAGUCGAUAAACCUUUCGCCAAUGUGAUACUGUGUUCGACUGGUAUCAAAGACAAGGUCUCCUUGUUUCAAAGAGCGAGCGAACUCGGGGCUUGUGCAAUUGAGAAUGGUAUGGCUGUCAUGACCCCCGAUUGGGUGGACGAAACAUAUGCCCUUUGGUUGGAGGGCAAGGAUAUCGACGUGGAAGAGUCCAUGCGAAAGCACACGCUGCCAUUCCUUUCUGGUCUCACUAUAUGCCUUACUGGAGGUGAUAUAAACUCUCAGCAACGAGACGCUAUCAGCAGGCAAAUCAGCUCCCAUGGCGGUGUCUACUCCUCGAGCUUAACGAAACAAUGCACGCAUCUGCUCGUCAGUGCAGCCUCCUAUGAAGCUGUUGCAAGCACAGAAAAGGUCAGGUUUGCGCUGCGCGCUAACAAAGAGAAUAAAGCACACAUUCAUGUCCUUUGGUUGGAGUGGUUUUGGGACUGCUUGACUGUAUCUGGCAAACUCGAGGAAAUCACAUAUACCAUUGAGACCGGUAAACCAAAGCCCAAAGCACCUACUCUGAAUCAACGCCUCAUACACCCCUCCGAUGUCUCCGCCUCCUUUCCUACCCCCCCUGCUCCUCCUGGAGUUGCCGUUGAUCUGUCCAAAGACGCUCCAGAACCAGGCAUGGCACCGUCAAUGAGUCGGGUACAACGAAACGAGCAGCAGACGGCACUAUGGCACCAGCUUCAAAUUGCGAACUUGCCAGGAAUUCUAUCUCAGUCACAAAGGAGGCCAAAAAUUGAUAUUUCCAUACCUUCCGAAGAUGAGGCUAUGAAAGAUUAUUCGAUGCCAACCAGCACGGGCGCCACGCCUGCCAUCAAGCUAGCUUCCCCAGUCGACAGGGAAUCUCAAUCUGUCCUACGGCAGUUAGCUAUUUCCAAGGCUUCGUCCUUUAACCAAUUGUUCGACACCACUAAGACUGCGCCGUUCAACCAGCCAGACUCACAAGCUGGUCCCUCGAUGCCGAAAGAGAGGCGAAGGAACGGCAUAUUCGAAGGAAUGACUUUUUGUCUCGUCGGGGACGCGAGGACGGUCAUCCUACAGGGAGCCAUCGAAUCUAGUGGGGGAACCGUUCAUGGAGAUGGUCAUGCUUCCGAGAAGGCUAGCCAGCCGACUUGGUAUAUUGUUCGCUUGAACACAGGAUCUCGUCACGUGCAAGAAAUCGCAGCAAGUGGACACCAAUAUGUGACAGAAUGUUGGGUUGAAGAGUGCCUGCACCAGGAACGAGUGUGCGAUCCCGGCGAACACGUUACUUUUCGGCCCAUCUUGGUACCCACUCCAAUCGUAGGAAUGCACCAAAUGCGUCUACAUAUUUCUGGACUUGAAGAAAGCAACGCGUUGUAUGCUCAGCGCCUAGCCCGGACGCUAGGAGCUUCUGUGGCAGUCGUGUUUUCGAAGAAGAGUACGACACAUCUACUCUGUCCGACUCCGGCCGGUGUUAAAUAUGAACACGCUGUCCGCUGGGGUAUGCCAACGUUGAGAUUAGAGUGGCUCUACGAGAUCGCACGUACGGGAACUGUGCCUGACGCCGGGGGUUACCACCUUUCUGUGUGUCCAUCCGCUUCCACUAUGAUGGAUGCUACCAUUCAGACCCCCUCCCCCUUUGCCUCUCAGCUCAUUCAGCGAGCCGUACCUUCUCCACCCCAGGAAAACAUCCAGCCUUCAAGCCGCCUAUCCCCGCACCCUCGGGAAGCGCCAGCGCCACCUGGCCCCUCUCCAGAUGAAACGCGCCUUGAAAAUUCAGCCACGGAAACCCUUAGCCGUUUAAGCAACAUCUUCGGGGCAAAGCGCAAGUCUGCUGAACCGGAUGUGGAAGAUAAGAUGCCGUCUUCUAAGAAACGGACUAGACCGGUGACCCGGGUGAAGAGUGGUGACACUUCAAUCCCGUCCACUGCGACAGGAAAAUCAACCUUUGCCCCGCAAUCCUUCAACUUUGGAGAACCGAUCCGAGAAGGGGGGGAGGAGGUUGACGCCCCAACGCAUACACUUUCUGGUCCGUUAGGAGAGAGCAUGCGCGUGACCUAUGAAGAUCCAGAAUCGCGAGCGGAGAAGAGAAAGUUGAUGAAGCUGAUCGGAGUCCUGCCAGAAAGCAUUGAUCCCACAAUCGACUUGGAAUCCCCAGCAAGCGGAACAAGUCAACCUCGACCACGACCGCGGACUAGAAAGAGCACACGGCAGUCUUGAAUGUGAUAUAUAGUCCUUGACGUACUUCAU